Molecule: messenger RNA, 768 nt
Organism: Beta vulgaris subsp. vulgaris (sugar beet)
Lineage: Eukaryota; Viridiplantae; Streptophyta; Magnoliopsida; Caryophyllales; Amaranthaceae
Exons: 1
Coding region: 1-768 (255 amino acids)
Source: RefSeq, a predicted model, not a curated record
AUGGGUGUGAACAUUUUAAGGGUCUCUGAUCAAUUUAUUCAUGGUGAACUAAUACAUAUAACCUCUGGUAAGAAAUUUUGGCUCACUGCAGUCUAUGGUGUAAAUGAUGCUGCUGGGAGACAACAGUUGUGGAAAGACUUGGUGGACAUUAAAAAAGGGAUUCAAGGUGCUUGGCUGAUAAGGGGUCAUUUUAAUAAUGUGUUAAACCUUGAUGAAAGGAUAGGGUCUGCUAUGUCAAUGGAGGAAGUGGGACCGUUUAGACAAUGUCUUAGGGACUGUGAGCUUCAUGAUGCAGUGUGCUCUGGCCCCUUUUUCACUUGGUCUAACAAACAAGAGGGUGUGGAUAGAGUGUUUUCGAAAAUUGAUAGAAUUUGUGUGAAUGAGAUGUGGGAAGAUAUGUUUCCAGGAGCCACUUGCACCUUCUACCCUGAGAGUAUCUCUGAUCACUGCCCUUGUGUGGUUAAGUUGGAUAAUAGAGUAUUGACUAAACCUAGGCCAUUUAGGUUUUUCAAUAUGUGGUGUCAGGAUGGAAGCUUUGGAGAUAUUGUUGAGUGUGGGUGGCAAAAGAGAGUUUAUGGUGUGCCUAUGUACAUGCUAGUUGUGAAGCUUAAAGCUCUGAAACAGUCCUUUAAAGAGUUGAAUACAGCUAGGUUUUCAGAUGUGGAGAAUGAAGCUGAGAGGGCAGCUGGUGAUCUGAAGAGAAUCCAAACAAAAAUACAUGCUAGGCCUCAGGAUAUUGAUCUGCAUACUCAAGAAGAGGUGUUCUGA